Molecule: messenger RNA, 3154 nt
Organism: Gaeumannomyces tritici R3-111a-1
Lineage: Eukaryota; Fungi; Ascomycota; Sordariomycetes; Magnaporthales; Magnaporthaceae
Exons: 2
Coding region: 1149-2630 (493 amino acids)
Source: RefSeq, a predicted model, not a curated record
UGUGGCUUCUCGCCCCUGCGUGGCAACCCUCUUUUUUUCAUCGACAGCAGAUACACCAUCUCGCCAUCAGCCUCGCCGAUUGGGCGAUUGACGAGGGGCAUCGGGUUCCAGAUCCGUGGUAAGCCACCCACCGGCCGAAUACAGCAAGAGCUGUGCAUCCACGGUUCGCCUAGCCUUGUCAGCGGCGGCGGCAAGAACGGACAAGUAUGUAAGCAGAGUGAGGUGGCCAGAUCAGCCGCAACUCCAUCCAGCAAAGGAAAAAAAAAGAAGAAGCCAGCGAUUAAGGAUUGAUCGACAAAAUACCAAAAGACCUGGCAGGCCUCCCCCUCCAGGCAGCGAGAGAAGAGGACACAGAGGCCAGACUGGAAGGCCGAAGCGAGCAGUCAGAAAAAAAACGCAGACCGUAGGAGAGAAAAACCCGGCUCUCAAACCCGAUCAUCUUUCUCGCUUUAGCGAAGCCAAGAAAUCGUCGAAACCGCCUGCCCCAUGUCCGGAACCACCUUUUCUUGACAACGGAUCUCGCGACUGGGGACGCUGACGUACGCCCUCAGCUCGCCAGCGCCGAAUUGCCAUUGUGAUCCCUAGGAAAGAGGGCGGGCUACACGCGCGAGGCGCGCGUUGAUGGGGAGAGCGGGACGACGCAGGUUUCCGAUUUCUUGCCCGUCGGCUCUUUCUCUCGCCGUCCGUUCGUCCCAGAGGCACAGCAGCACUUCUCUCCUCACUCUUGGACAGCUCACUCACUUCCCUGCGCAAAAACAAGACCCAGCCGCUCGAUUCGGGGCAAGCUCGGGCACAUCGCCGUUCGUGGUCUCCUUGGGCGCCGCUUGCACCGCAACCGCAGCCCUUGAGCUCCGUGCGGCUGUCUCGGAUAGUCAGCCGUGCUGCCUUUUAGCUACCUAAGGCUAAGGCUUUGGUCCCACCCGAGUGCUUAUCAGUGCUGUUCCCUGGCGGACCGCCUGCUGCUGCUGUGAUCAGACGGGCAAAGCAGCCAGGCAAAAGCAUCAGACGCAGCGCAUCGCGGGACCCUUGGAAUUCGCCCUUUUCUGCUGCUCUCGGGGACGCCGACUCGUCCCUUCUCUCUCCUUCUCCGUCUCAUCCUCUUAAAGGGACGCGCGCCGGACCGAGCUGGGCGCGCGGCAGCGGACCCGAUGAGCGGCAGCAUCAGCCCCGGCGGAUCCAGCGCAGCAUCACCACUAUCGUCGCCAAAAACCAGCCAGGCGCCGGCACCGGCAGCAGCAGGUGCCGCCGCACCACCGGCAGCUACAAGCUCCGCCUCACCCCUCUCCAACGCCGCCGCCAAUGACACGGUCGGUACCGUCCUGGCUGCCAUUGCCACCUCGCUCAGCGAUGCCAUCCGCACCCUCAUGUUUGCCGACAAGCGGCAGUGGGGGCCCGACGAAUUCGAGCAGACCCGCGCCCUCGAGGAGGCCCUGGACGAAGCCAAGCGUGACUUCCAGGCCAUGUCGCGCCUGGUAAAUGGCCAGUUCUUCUACGAGCGAGACAGAAACUCCAAAUCGGUCGAGGAGCUGCGCAACCUAAACACAAGGUUUAGCUUCCACGGGCAAAACUUCAAGGACUGGUCGCGGGCGGGCGGCCCCAUCAACCCCACGUGGGUGCUCGAGACGGUCGCGCUGCGUCGCGACCUGCACCGCACCCAGUGCCGCGCCGCCUGCCGCAUAUUCGCUACAGGGCCGGGCCCGGCCCGCUGCCUCGGCGCCUUCCAGGUCCAGAGGCGCCAGCGUGAGCUCCAGGGGCUGGUGGCCCCCACCGCCGCCCCUGGCAGCGCCAGCUCCGGCCGCCGCGAGAGCACCCGCACCAAGAAGGACGAUGACGGCGUCGAGUCUAUCGGCAUGCUGAGCCCAGGCGCCGCCACUGCUAUAGAUCUAGAGCAGGGCGUGGCGGUUUCACAUGCGCCAAAUCAGCCGCGACAUCAGCAGAUGUUGAGUCCGCAACUAAAACCAGGCUUCCUAAUGUCGCCGCCGCCCGGCAAAGGCGGCGGGGCCCAUUCUCCCAACGGUAAUAAUAGCGCGGGGCAGCAGAACGAACAACUACAGCCGCCGCAGGCACAGCCGGCAUCACCGCCACCGCAGGGACCACAAGCAACCCCGUUUGGCCUUGAGGCGCUGGUGCCCGAAUGCAAUGCCAUCGGCGGCUUCGAGAAGUUCGGCGACCGCGACGUCGCCUUCGCGUGCGACUACUGCGACGGCUUCCUGGUGUGGGAGGACCUGGACCGGAUGCCCUCGAGGACGCGGAACCUAGAGCAGCAACUACAGCACCCCUCGACCGCCAACGGCGGCUACGGCUACUAUGGCGGCUACCCGGACUGGCAGGCCGAGGCUCUGAGCGUGUCGACGGGCGAGCCCAAGUGCGUCGUGUUCGCCCCCGUGGCCAUCGCGAACCACCUGCCGCCCGACAACGGCGACUGGCGCGCGCGCGUCAUGUGCCCCUACUGCGACGAGUACACGUACUUUGAGCAGGGCGAGGAGGGCGGCGAGACCAGGUACGCGCAGGACGAGGAGGGGCUGCUGGGGUUGAUUGAGUUCCAGGAGCACCUAGAGUGGUACCACGGCGCCGGCCUGCUGCCUAUGCCCACUAUGCCCACCAAGAAGACCAACUGCGCCGUUAUGUGAACCGGGGCGCCUUGUUGGCACUUGUUAAUGCUGGUGACUGGCAUUUCAAUCUUCUUCGUCUUUGAUUACGCUUCUCAAUACUGUCUGGGGCCACCUUGGAAUGGGAUGGCGGCGGGAUAACGAGUGACGAAACCUUGUUGAGCCAGCCCGGCGUUUCCGGACGGCUUGAUGGCGCAGGCUGGCUGGCGGCGCAGGGGAAUUUGGGAGGGAUAACAGGGACCGACCGCAUGACGUCUGUUUUUCUUCUUCUUUGCUUCAUAUUGACCUCUUAUUCCGGAAGCGGACGAUUUUAUACCCGUUUCCUUGGAUUUUUGCUUUUUCUGGUUGACACGAGGCACAAGACCUCAGCCCCUCCAAAGACGGACGCAGUUUAUACUUAAUUACCCAUGUAUGUUUUCAAUAGUAAAUAGAGGCAUGGUGUGGAUAAUGUACAGAAAAGAAGAAUGAGAACAAGACGAUAAUGAAAAACAAAACAAAACAAGACAACAUCUCAGAUGUCUUGGGGGUUGAACACCAUCGUUCGA